AUGGCAGGAGUCGCAUCGGAUAUAGAAAUGGCAGACGCCUGCGCUCCAUCCUCGUCCUCAUCCUCUGACCUCACCCCUCCACCCACUUACAGCUCAGACUACGAGGAACUUCCCAAGAGAGCCAAGAAAACUUCCCCCAAAAGGACAGUCGACUCACUCAACGCGCGGGACGACCCGGAAUCAGAAGCUAUCGGCACAGAACUUACCGGCACACACUUGCCCAGCAUGACGCGACGUUCGGCACGCAAUUCGACUAAGCCUAAGCCCGUCACUGCUUCUCCUCCGAGAGUCACCAAGAAAAAGCAGCCUACCAGAGUGGUGCCCAAGAAGGUGCCAAAAUGGACGACGCAGAAGCUCCUGACGGAUCCCAACUCGCCGCUUGCCAGCGCUAAUUUGAGAGCGAUGCUCUGCCAGCCAGCGGCGUGGGACAUACUCACCAAAGAAGAGCGCGCCGAGAUCGUCAAUCUCUUCCCAGCCGGCACACGCAUUCUCGACGCCGGCACUGACGACGCCCGUCCAGACUUUGACGCCCUUCGCAAUGACAACAACUUCCGCCACGAUUGUGCCACGUAUGCCGACAAUAUUUCCCUGGGCAAGCACGACCCCGAGUGGCUCGAGCAGGCGUGGGGUGCGCGCGAGCGGCGGCGGGCGGGCGACUUUGACGACCACGUUACGCAAAAGUUCGAAGAUGAAUGGUCCUGCAAUGUGCCAGAGGGCUUUAAGCCGGACAGAAGUAGCAUUGUACCAGGUCCCGCUGCGUCUGCAGAAGUUGAGAAGACCAGGGUUGGGCAGAAGGAGGAGAUCACCAAUCAGGCGGAGGAGCAGAUUAUCGACAAGGUCCAGGCGGAGGGAGACGUCGUCAACCAAGCGGAGGAGGUGAAGGCUACGGCUAAGAACGUCCCGGCUACUACGGAUACGACGAAUGACGUUAACAUGGCAGAGGAGAACGAAGCUAGAGAAGCACCGGGUGUCACACUUGGGUCUCCUCUUCCCGACGACAUCUCAUCAGCAAAGAAUGGCGCUCCUACUUCCGAGAUCUCAGAGCUGGCGUCUGCUAUGCCCGAAUCCUCAGGGGUGCCGCUUGCGAGCGUUGCUCUAGACGAUUCAUCCCCGAAGACCAAUCUUCGAGAUCCAGGCGAGGAGACAGAAAAGCAGAAGGAGAAGGAGUAG
Molecule: messenger RNA, 1170 nt
Organism: Colletotrichum phormii
Lineage: Eukaryota; Fungi; Ascomycota; Sordariomycetes; Glomerellales; Glomerellaceae
Product: ASXH domain-containing protein
Exons: 2
Coding region: 1-1170 (389 amino acids)
Source: RefSeq, a predicted model, not a curated record